Thalassophryne amazonica is the source of this 2865-nucleotide messenger RNA. RefSeq names its product immunoglobulin-like and fibronectin type III domain-containing protein 1. The record is from RefSeq and is a predicted model, not a curated record. Gene Ontology annotation, molecular function: protein binding. The coding region runs from base 16 to 2865 and encodes 949 amino acids. The transcript is spliced from 16 exons. Lineage: Eukaryota; Metazoa; Chordata; Actinopteri; Batrachoidiformes; Batrachoididae.
ACUGAUUUUCGCUGGAUGUUGAAAAGACUAAACCAGCUGAAAAAGGAAAGGGAAGAUCAACAGGCAAAGGUUGUGGAGAGUUUGGAAAAUGUAAAACACAUAGAGAUAAAACCAAGCGGCAAAGCUGAAUUUAGCUUUGACAUGAAACUUUGGGAUCCAAACAGCAAUGUUACCUUAUUUAAGGAUGGGACAAUGGUGCCAUGUGGUGAAAAUGAAAAUUCAAAGCAUAGCCUUAAGAUAAGAGGCAUAAAUUAUCUGUUCAGCAUCCAGAAUCCUCAGCCAGAAGAUGCUGGAUUUUAUCAAGUUGAUGUUGAUGAGACAAAUGUUCUUGCUACCAACUUUCAAGUGCAGUCAGUGGAAUUCACAGCCGGUAUUAAGGAUACCAAGGCCACUGAGAGUGAGGACGCCGUCUUUCAGUGCAUCUUGUCAACACCACUCAAUAGAAUUACUUGGGCAACACAAAAUGUCUCACUCGAACACGGGGACAAAUAUGAGAUUACAGCCUCGGAGGACAAACGCGUUCACACAUUAAGGGUCAAAGACUGCAACAGAGCGGAUAAUGGAGCUUAUUAUGCGAUCGCUGGCAUUGUAUCCAGCAGCGCCUCUCUAACAGUGGAAGAUCGCGGUGUUCAGUUUGUAAGUGGACUGUCAAAUAUGGUAGCUGAUACUGGCCAGCGGGCAGAGCUGUCAUGCAAGCUGAGCAGUGAGACAAUCAAAGGACACUGGUAUAAAAAUGGGAAGCUGCUCACGAAUGACGACGGAGUAACAAUUAUCAAAGAUGGGUCCUGUCACAAGCUGGUUAUCGACUGCUUUAAAAUGGAUGAUACAGGUGUCUACCGCUUUGAGGCUGAAGGACGGAAAUCAGAAGCGACCCUUAACAUUCAAGAUCCACCAAAAAUUGACCCAGAAGCUCUCGGAAAAUUCACAAAUCCUGUUGUAAUAAAAGCAGGUGAAAAUGCUGAAUGGAAGCUGCCACUCUCAGGUGGUGCCCCAAUGACUGUGCAGUGGUACAAGGAUGACACUGAGCUUUUACCUGGACUCAAUGUGAAGAUGGAAACAACAGCUACUGGGAGCAAACUAUGCCUUAGUAAGUGCCAAAGGAAAGACAGCGGAGAGGUCAAAAUUAAAAUAAAAAAUAAAUAUGGUACAGUAGAGGCAACGUCCAAGCUUAUUGUAUUGGGUUACCCUGGACCCCCAACAGUACCUAAAGUGGUCAGUAUCUUUAAAGACUGCAUUAAUCUGGCAUGGAGUGCUCCAUGUGACACAGGAGGAACUAACAUAGUGGGAUACAAUUUGGAAAGGAAAAAGAAAGGAACCAAUUACUGGAGCCUUGUAAAUCAAAGAGGACCAAUAAAAGACACAAAGUAUGCAGUAAAAGAUGUUUUUGAGGGGGCAGCUUAUGAAUUUAGGGUUUCUGCCGUCAACCUAUCCGGUGCUGGUGAUCCCAGCAUUCCAUGUGACACAGUGAUCGCAAGAGAUCCAAUGAAACCCCCAGGCAAAGUCACAGACCUAAAAUUAAUCUCUUCAAAUUACACAACUUUUUCACUGGCUUGGAGAAAACCAAAGGAAGUCAAAGGGGUAGAGGAUGAAGCCCACGGGUACUUUGUGGAGAUCAGACCAAUACAGAGCCCUGAAUGGACUUGCUGUAAUGCCUCUCCAAUUAUAGGAACUUCCUACAAUGUACUUGGCUUGAAGGCAAUGGAGACAUACUGGGUGAGAAUAAUUGCCACCAAUUACGCAGGUGAUGGAGAACCUCAGGGCUUCGAUAAUUACGUCAUUGCCAUGCCUCCUCCUGUAAGACCAAAGUUCAAAGGCCGAAACAUCAAGACCUUUAUGGUGGUGAGAUCUGGAAAUACUGUUCGCCUAAACAUCAACUUUGAGGCUUGUCCAAUGCCAGACAUCUCUUGGCUCAAAGAUGGUAUUCCAAUACCAAAACAUGUAACAAUUACUAACUCAGACAAAUCUUCUCAAUUGCUAAUCCCCAUAUCUGAGUGGUCUGACACUGGUAUCUACACCAUUGCCAUCAAGAACCUUGUAGGGCAGGAGACCUUUGACAUUGAAAUAAGAGUUACAGAUGUUCCCAAACCUCCAGGUCCAGUAGAGCUUCAGCAGAACAUCCCUGAAACAGUGACUCUGUCCUGGUCCUCCUCUCCAGAUGAGAAGAGGGAUGACAGGUUGCAUUACAUGAUAUCAAAGCGCGACUCCUUCAAAUGCAUUUGGAGAACAAUGGCAGACAACAUCUUCAACAACAAAUUCACAGUCGCCAACAUUGUACCUGGACGAGAACAUAAAUUCAGAGUAUUCGCUAAGAAUGACAUGGGCCUUUCAACACCUGCAGAGUCCCCUACAUGGACAACCCAGAAAGAAAAAGGAAAGUUCAUAGUGAACAUACCAGAGAAAAGGUCCUUUAACUUCCAAUCAGCUCCAUCAUUUAUUGUUCCCCUGAAGAGACGUACAGCGCCACAAGGUUAUGAGUGCUGCAUGAGUUGUGCUGUUAAGGGUGAUCCAGCUCCUCAUGUGACAUGGUACCACAACAACAUAAGCCUGAACACAAACAUCAACUACUACAUCAGUAAUGUGUGCGGGGUCUGCUCCUUGCUGAUACUGAAGGUGGGACCCAAGGACAAUGGAGAAUACAAAGUGGCCAUAGACAACCCACUGGGGAGAGCCGAGUGCUCCAUGAUGUUGAACAUCAGAGACAUCCCAACACUUCCGUUUCUCCGCAGUCUGCUCGUUCAGGUGGACCGUCUCAGUCAACCUCCUCACCUGACACUGUCCCCGGAGCGGGACACACCCAGUGGGGCCAGGCGCUUGACACCAAAAGAGAGAGCUGCUCUGAUCUCCUCCCCACCUCACCGGCUGUAG